UCGAGCAAACGUUACACUUCCUACUUCAUGCACGAUGUCGCUGAACACACGGAUGAGGAUCGGCAUUGUUGCUGUAUAGCUUUUUGUUGUUUUGUCGAAACAUCCUUUCAAAGCUGAUAAACCCUUUCUGUCAAGUUUCAAGAUGGACAAUCGACUGUUAGCUGCAGAGCUAAUGUAACGGACGUAGCGGAACGUUUAACGCCGGCUACAUCCCGUGUUCGCUGGGUUAGUUCACGUCAUCGACCUGUGGACAAACUAACGCGCGCACGGACAGACAACAUGGCAGACUCCUCGCCGCUGUCAGGGGUGAAUGUUGUUCUGGUUAUGGCCUAUGGAAGCUUGGUGUUCGUGCUGCUGUUCAUCUUCGUCAAGAGGCAAAUCAUGCGCUUCGCAAUGAGGUCCCGCCGAGGACCCCAUGCACCCAUCGGCCACAACGCACCGAAGGGUUUGAGGGAGGAGAUUGACUCCUCACUGUCCAAGGUCCACGAGAUCCGCUUCGAACCUCGUCUCCUAUCGGAGGAAGACGACAGGCUGAAGCAAGAAUCACAAAUCAGUUGCUACAACUACCUGUACAGAAUGAAAGCUCUGGAUGCCAUCCGGGACUCGGGAAUCCCUCUGCAGGAGAUAAGCCGAUGUCCCAGUGCGUUUACUGGACGCAACUUCAGGAACUGGCUGCUGGAGUUGCGCAACUCCCACUCUCUGAUCAAGAGCAGCCGCAGCCCGCUCAUCGACCGCUUACUCGAGGGCUACGACAGCGCUCGCCAUGGGACUGGGGUGUUUGGGGAAACAGAGUUUCUUGAAUACCAGCAAGCUCUCGACGAACUGGCUGAUGUGGUGAAAGCCUAUUCCAGCACCACCAGUCUGGACCAGCACCACCAGUCCGCAGCAAAGGACCUGACGGGCUCCCCUGUGCGGAGCACUCCCUCCACCAUCCAGGUCACCUACCUGCCCUCCACUAGCCAGCGCAGCAAGAGGCCCAAACACUUUCUGGAGCUCAAAAGUUUCAAAGACAAAUACAACACCUUGGAGAGCACCCUGUGAGGCGCCGCCGCUACGGGACGACUGUUGCAACAUGUUUGCCGGAACAAACGAGAAAACCCAAAGUUGUGACAUACCGUAACUUUGUUUUCAAGUUGAGCUUUAACUUUCGCCCACUAAUGAGUUGGGAAAUCAUUUUAUAACAAGUUAGAAUAAGUUUGAAUAUGGCCGCCACAAGAUUUUUUCCCCCUUCUCAUUCCAGCCGAGGCCUCCGUUCGUAUUUUGGAUGUAAUGCACAUGUUCAGAGGACAAAUAUGAUUGUAGCUGACGUGGCAAAGUUCGCAUUGUCAUUUUUGUAAAAACGGCAAAGUUAAUGGCAAGUCACCUGGAUUUGUUUUUCCAAGUCCAAAUGUAAAUAUGAUUUAAUUUAACGUGUUUGUACAGAUGUAAGAUAUUUCUACGGACCUUCAAACCUUAUUUAAUUGAAAUUGUGUGAUUUGUAUUUAUGCGAGGUUGAACUCUUGUGUUGUUCGAGAUAAAAGCGUUGCAACCCACUU
Pseudoliparis swirei is the source of this 1535-nucleotide messenger RNA. Its product is annotated as protein C1orf43 homolog. The transcript has 7 exons. Gene Ontology annotation, biological process: phagocytosis. Bases 280 to 1041 code for a protein of 253 amino acids. NCBI's taxonomy places the organism in Eukaryota, Metazoa, Chordata, Actinopteri, Perciformes, Liparidae. The record is from RefSeq and is a predicted model, not a curated record.